Molecule: messenger RNA, 2020 nt
Organism: Corythoichthys intestinalis (scribbled pipefish)
Lineage: Eukaryota; Metazoa; Chordata; Actinopteri; Syngnathiformes; Syngnathidae
Gene: cep57l1
Product: centrosomal protein 57, like 1
Exons: 11
Coding region: 365-1543 (392 amino acids)
Cellular component (GO): centrosome
Molecular function (GO): gamma-tubulin binding; identical protein binding; microtubule binding
Source: RefSeq, a predicted model, not a curated record
ACUGCACGAUACCUUAUUUCAGUCGUGCAAAAGUGGUGACUUAUGACUCUCAUUGUCACUGAAAUCAUCGAAUAUUCUUCCAAGUGAAGAAUGCGUGUCUAUGAGGAAAUAUUUACGAGACUUUGACGUCUUUUAAUCGCGUAAUCAUCAAGAAAGUGUGCAUGGAGAUGGCGAGGAGAAGGCGGAACAUGUGUGCAUGCGGAACUCGAGUCAAGAGAACGCGCAAAGAGAGGGAAAUUUAAACUGUUGGGACCCGCUGUCAAAAUAGCUGCUUUAGCACCGAACGGCUAACACAAAUAUCGAACAAGAGCGAUAAAUAUGCGCGCUUUUUGUUCUAAGUGAAAAUAACUCGUGAUGCGACAGAAUGGAGUUGUGCAAUGACCAGCUUUCAGACUCCCCCUCCAAAAACAGCUACAUAGGAAGCUACUACAAGCCUCCGGAGAAGCUACAAUCGAUCCCAAAAGAGACUCCUGAGCCCCCGAUCGACAAUCCUGGGAUUCAAAAGCCUAAACAGAGCAACCAGGCUGUUGUGGAUGCACUAAGGACUCUUCAGGAGAAAAUAAAACGUCUGGAGCGGGAGCGUCUGCAAGCGAAGGAGAGGCAACAGGCGUCUGUUGCGACGACAAGUACCCUGUCUGUCAUAGAAGGUGAUAACAGGAAAGAGCGGGAUUCCAAAUUGCAGUCUGUUGAGACUCGCUGUAAAAUGCUUGAGAGGCAGCUUGACAGCAUGCAGAAGAUGGUAGCGGGCGCGAGGAAGGACAAGGAUGACCAGACAACGAAGCAGCUGCAGCAGGAGAAGCAGCCAAACAACUCAGACAACCAAAUUCAACGCGAAAAGCUGCAGCAACUUGAAUCUGAGUGUCUCAAAUUGAGCAGGACGCAAAACCUGUCAGAUAUGAAACUUGCUGUUCUCGAGCAAAAGCUUUUAAAGGAGGAGCACGAGCGUAAACUUGUGCUAGAGAAAGCAGGCCAGCUCCAGCGGGAGUUGGACAUCAACCUCCGACUGGCUUCACCAACUGCUCUCCGGCAGACUAAGCCAAAGAUCAUCUCUCAGAGAGCUACCUUGAAAUCCCCGAGGCCCAAUGAGUCACCGUCACCAAGGCAUAAAAAGAUUCCCUUUGUGGCUGGAAUGUCGACCAGCCCGAGCCACUCAGUACACGCCAACGUGCAGAGCAUUCUACACAUGAUAAAGCACCACCAGCCUCAGCUUUGCGAGCGGGUGAACGCCCUCCACCGCUCGCACAGCUGCAGCGCCAAGAAGAGCCUCCGAAUGGACGGCCCCACGGUGGCCGAGCGGGACCGGGAGCCCCCCGAACCCGCCGUCCAAUCGCCAGGCUCGUUGUCCGACCUCCUCCUGGCCCUGCAAGACGAGCUGGGGCAGAUGGGCUUUGAACAUCAGGAGUUGAUACGUCAGCUCGACGCGACUCAGCAUAGGGAGCAGAGGCACGAACUGCAGAAAGAACUGGAAAAUAUGGUGGCCAGGAUGGACAAAAAAGGGGCACAGAUCAUUAAGCUGAAGAAACACCAGCAGACAUGUUUCUGAAUGCUAAAGAGUUAAAAAGCAAGGCUCCGACCUGUAAGGAUGUUCUGGCAACUGCAAUCAAAGAGAGUUGGCACCAAAUUGAUGACGAAUACUCAUGAAGUCCAUGCCUCAGAGACUGCAAGCUGUCAUAAAAGCCAGAGGUGGUGCUACUAAAUACGAGAGAUGUUUUGUUAUUUCUUUGUUUGUUUCUCAUGAUUCCAUAUUUAUUUUCCUCAAAAUGGAGUGAUUCCAUAUAUAUUUCCCUGUACUUGCUCUAUAAAAGUAACAUUUACUGACCAUCACAAUGUUUUUUAUUCAUUUCUUUUAUUGUUUGUGAAUGCUAAAGAGUUGCACUUUUGAACUAAUUAAUUAUUUUUUCAAGUUUUUUAUCUGAGUUAGUUCUACAUGAUAAAAUGUCUGAGUGAGUGCUCGUCCGAGACUGGUGAUUCCAUACUUUUUUGCUAGGGAUUGUAUUUAAAUUCUUUAUUCAGACAAGUC